Molecule: messenger RNA, 2172 nt
Organism: Anopheles cruzii
Lineage: Eukaryota; Metazoa; Arthropoda; Insecta; Diptera; Culicidae
Gene: Atf3
Product: activating transcription factor 3
Exons: 4
Coding region: 1-2172 (723 amino acids)
Biological process (GO): regulation of transcription by RNA polymerase II
Cellular component (GO): nucleus
Molecular function (GO): RNA polymerase II cis-regulatory region sequence-specific DNA binding; DNA-binding transcription factor activity, RNA polymerase II-specific
Source: RefSeq, a predicted model, not a curated record
AUGUUCAACACAAACCUUACGCUUACCGUGCCAUCGCUCCUGGUCAUGGACGGUGGCACGCCCCGGACGCCGGAGAUCCUGAACUCGCUCAUGGCCAUGACAAGCCCGCUCGAGUACUCGUACCCAGUGAACACCUCACAGACAUCACUGAACGACAGCCAUUCCAAUAGCUCCGAUUCCCCGCUGGACUCGCCCGCCAGUCAGCACCAUCCGCACCACCAGCAGCAGUCCCACCAGCAGCUUUACCACCACCAAACUCGAAAGACGCCGAGCGUACAACAGACCCGGUCGCAGCUAAUAAAGGAAGGUGUUAAGCUGCUGAUACAGAACAAGCGGAAGCACAGCGGUGGAGAUUCGAGCGACGGAAACGAGUCCAGCACGCCGCUGCCGAAGGUAUCCCGGCGGCGCGAACCGUCCGGCACGGACCAGCGGGAAACGAGCGAUGACGACAUGGACUCCAAGUCGAGUCCUCGCUCGACUGUCGCCCUGACACCCGAGGACGAGGAUCGACGACGGCGACGUCGGGAGCGGAACAAAAUCGCCGCCACCAAGUGUCGUAUGAAGAAGCGCGAACGGACGGUCAACCUGAUCAACGAGUCGGAAACGCUCGACGCUCAGAACAAGGAGCUCAAGUCGCAGGUCAGCAAACUGGAGUCGGAACGCCGCAAGCUGCUCGAGGUACUGCAGGCACACGGCCCCAAGUGUGUCCACCAGAAGGGCUACCAACCGCUGCCGGCGCUCUCGAGCAUUACUAGCAGCAACCGGAACCUGAACGAUCUCGGCUAUCUCGAUCCGAAUGCCGGUGCCGAGCAGGGCGCAGCCGAGAUCAAAUACUCCGAGUGUUUGAAGACGGAAGAUGGCGGAAGCGCUCUGCAGAGCUUCGCCAAGCAAGACCCGGACGGGGUGCUGCUUCCACCCGGCUACUGCAAGCUAUCGCCCACGGAACCCAACAGCUUUCUGCUCGAGAACGCGACCGCAGAGUUGGCCACCACGGGUGAAACGAACGGAACCGGAACGGGUUUCCUGGCGCGAGGACAAAAGACGGCCUAUGCCGGCGUUUCGGUUUCUUCGUCUAGCUCAUCGAGCACAAGCAGCACCACGGUCAAUCAAACAACCGGCAAGAGCCGCGCGAAACCGGGACCGAAACCCCGCCAGAGCCGUGCCCAGAGCUCGGCGGCACCCAAGGUAACUUCCACGACCGUAUCCGCGACGCCGGUGACCACGAACGCAACCUCUCUGAGCAGCCUGCCGUACGUGAGCAAGGGCGGUAACCCGCUGAUGACGGCUUCCCUGAUGGCCACGACCCCUUCCUCGUCACCUGCAUCCCUUCCAUCGCCCGUGACGAUGUCCUCCUCCUGCUCGUCGGUCAGCGUAAGCAACCCGAUCCUUACGCUAACGGCGGCAGCCCACGAUACCGACUUCAUGCUGAAGAACGAGCUGAUCGACACGUCCAGUCCGUACACCACGGUCCAGAGUGCCGAUCGGUUCCUGUUCGACGCCACGCUCGAUCUGUACAACAACAACGCACACAGUCCCCUGACGGCCGGCCUAAACUGUGGCUCGACGCCUCAGCAACAGCAGCAGCAACAGCAGAACCACCAUCUGGCGCAGAACAAUGUCACGCUAAACAACAACAAUCCAAAUCUGGUGAACGAAAACGACAGACUCAACCAUCUCAGUGCGAUCAAGGACAACACUUCGAACACGCUACUCGAAUUCGGCGUCAGCUUCGACGCGCUGAAGCCGGCCACCGUAGAUUACCAGCAGCAGCAGCAGCAACAACAGCAGCACCAGGCCACCAACGACAUGAACCAUCACCACCACCACCAUCACCCGCAGCAGCAGCUCCAUGGAGCUACGAUGCUGGGAGGUGACCCUACGCUCUCGCAUCUACUGCAUCAGCAACAGCAACAUCAAAACCAUCAACAACAACAACAACACCAGCAUCAUCAGCAUCAGCAACACCUCCUUCAGCAGCAGCACCAGCUGCAACUCCACCAGCUCCAACAGCAGCAUCAACAGCACCAGCAGCAGCUCGUUAGCAACGCACUCGAUCUGCUGUGCCCGGUGGCGAACGAGUUCCUGCUGCUCCCCGAUGAGGAUCCGAGCGAGUUCACCGACCUGGACAGUGGUAUCACCGCGUACAACAGCAUCAACGGGUGCCUGGCGUGA